CCAUUCUGCAUCUCGUUGACUCGACUUAUCCCUGACACAAAACCGCCAAACGCGGCGGCAACUUCCUGGCGUAUCAUCCCGACUUCUGAUUUCCUGCGUUACUUCUCGCUGUCUCUCUGCGAAGGCGAACAAGCCUUAUUCUAGCACUCAGGCUAGUCGGUAACUGACGAAUUUGCUGCUGCUCCCGAGAUUCGCGUCUGCCACGUGGCGAUCUCCUUUCCUAACCGAUUCAUUGGCCUGCCGUAGCUAACAGCACGAGCCGUUUUCCGUGUUAGGGUUGACAUACGCGCACGCCUUGAUUUAGAAGGAGGGGUCAGUGCGGCUGUGUCCUGCUGUCGCUUCUCUUUUCCUUAUCCUGCCGUCACCCGCUGUCUUAGAACAACCUUUCCUCCUUGAAAACGUCCCAUUUCUCAGGCCUCGCUAGACGAUAGCUUCGUUCUGCAUUCCUGAAAGGUCGCGUUAACCCUAGAGAGUGCAUUCGACAGUCACGACGAGAGUGCGCCAGGAGUUUUUUUUCCGAUUUAGCGCCGUAAACCCGGCGAUAGCACGUUCUGAGGUUUAAGCGAUCUCGUUUAAAACCGAUCCGUUGUAACAUAUAACGCCGAGUUUUGCUAUGGGAACCAAGUUGGAGGCUAAGCAGGUUGUGUACUGUGGAGUGUGCGGGUUGCCCCCGGAGUUCUGCGAGUUCGGGCCGGACUUCACCAAGUGCAAGCCAUGGCUGCUCGAGCACGCGCCGCACCUCUACCCCGACCUCGCGGCUGAGAAGCUGAAAGAGCUCUCAACAGCAGAGGGAGGGGAAGGUGCCGGGGCAGCAGGAGCGGGAGCAGCAGCACCAUCAGCAGCAGCAGCCAAGCCGGAAGAGCCAGUGAAGAAGCUUCCCGGUGGGAGGGUGAAGAAGCAGGACAAGAAGGAGGUGGUGGUGGAGCGAAUCGUCCGGAACAAGCGCAAGUCAGUCACAACCAUCAAAGGCCUCGAACACUUCGGGGUGAAGCUUCCUGAGGCGGCCAAGAAGCUGGGCAAGAAGUUUGCUAGUGGCGCCUCUGUUGUCAAGGGCCCAACGGAGAAGGAGCAGGUGGAUGUGCAGGGGGACAUUCUCCUUGAUAUAGUUGACUUCAUUACAGCAACAUGGCCGGACGUCCCUGAGGAGGCUAUUUUCUUUAUAGAAGACGGCAAGAAGGUCCCUGCAUGCUAGCAUGCCUUCCCUUCAGCUGUGCUGUGUAACGGCCGGGUCGGGGUGUGUGUUUGAGUGUGUGUGUACGAUUUCUACUACAAUUGUAAUUGCCGAUACUAGAAGAGUUAGCAUUUUGACGACUUAUCGUGUCCAGUUACCCCUGCAAGUAGGGCUCUAGGAAAGCAUUGCCCCAAUGAUGAGACGGGAUGGGAUGGGGUCGUAUCGUAGAGCGACAGUUUACCGCACUGGUGGUGGCACUUGCAUUGCUGUGAGACAAC
This is a messenger RNA of Closterium sp. NIES-67, 1449 nucleotides long. The record is from the annotation of a GenBank genome assembly. NCBI's taxonomy places the organism in Eukaryota, Viridiplantae, Streptophyta, Zygnematophyceae, Desmidiales, Closteriaceae.